Pistacia vera is the source of this 1195-nucleotide messenger RNA. RefSeq names its product zinc finger protein 511. Bases 103 to 852 code for a protein of 249 amino acids. The transcript is spliced from 4 exons. The record is from RefSeq and is a predicted model, not a curated record. NCBI's taxonomy places the organism in Eukaryota, Viridiplantae, Streptophyta, Magnoliopsida, Sapindales, Anacardiaceae.
GUUCAAAAUUACAAUAGAAUUGAUAACGGAAAGCAGAAAACAAAACAAAUUCAAAUCAAAAUCACAGAGACUCUCUUACACCAAGUACCCGACCCGUGACCCAUGGCUAUGGUUAUUGACUCUAAUCUCGAAUCUGGCUUCCCGUACUGGGCUUCUGUUCGACGUCGUUUUGGUCCUGAUUCUCCCUUCUUCGCUUCUGGAAACAUCGAACGCGAACUUCUUGCCAAACAGGUUGCGUUGGAUUUAACUGAAGAUGAAAAGUGUCAACUUGAGAAUAUGGUUACAGAGGAUGCCAGGGGAGUUUGUUGUCCAAUUGUGGGUUGUAAUGCACGCUUGACUUCUUUGGAGAAGUUUGAAGAUCAUUACAAUGCAAGGCAUACUGCAUCUUGUUCAGUGUGCUCUAGAGUUUACCCAACGUCACGCUUGCUCAGCAUACAUGUAUCUGAAGCUCAUGAUUCUUUCUUUCAGGCUAAAGUUGCACGCGGUUAUGCCAUGUAUGAAUGCCUGGUUGAAGGCUGUGGGUUGAAGUUCAAGAGCUACAAAGGUAGGCAACAGCAUCUGGUAGACAAGCAUAAGUUCCCCACUUCAUUUGAGUUCUUUAAAAAGUCCUAUCCAUCCAAGAAACAGAGGCAAAAGAACCAACGUAAACAAUCUAUACACAAGGAAGCUAUGGAAGUAGAAAAUGAAACCAUUGAUGGCCUUGUUUCAGCAGUCUCAAAACUAAGCACUUCAGACUCCUCUCCUUCAUCUGUCAGCUUCGGUCGCCGCCACACUCGUGGCUUGACUUUUGUACCUCGAACAGUACAGCGCGAAAGAAGGGCAGACUCCACUCCAGCUGGAACAGAAAGAUAGCCAACAUACUAAAAACCAUUGAUGGCCUUGCUAUUACCCUGCAUUUUUGUCCUUGUCUUCAGCAAUGAACUCUGAAGCAGACUACAAGUUGCUGAAAGGAUGUAUGAAGCUAUGCUCAUUGUUUUGAGAGUUUCCAUCUUGAUCUAAAUCUGAAGUUUAACCAGUUGGACUUGGCGUAGUUCCGAGCAGCUGACAGCUUAUUUUCCUUCUUCCUUUGAAAGUAAUAUUGGUUCAUAUUACUUAAUGUCUUAUAAUGCUAUUGAUAACAGAGGAUCAUUUGAUUAGUUUGUUAUUUGUAUGAAACCGUUGAGGAAGAAAUUUUGAUUUGGCAUUGGUUUGGUUC